UUAGUAUAAGGAAGAAGUGACGGAAGGGAAGGAGCUGCGACUGAUGCUGGUGUAGUACCGCGUAGAGUGGUAGUGAUCGCAACGAAUUCAUGGACACCUGAACGUUGUCUUUAUCGAAAUAACUGAGGGCGUUGCGGAGCAUUUGCUCAUUGUAUAUUCAACAGAAGCAAUGGGAAGGCGUCAUGCUGGACGAGAAUACUAUUUGGGCAUUUUGUUUUGGCUUGGGAUCUGGAUCUCAGGUGUGGCAACAAAAGGAGGGGAAAGCAGUGAUGCUCUUCCAGAGUCCAUUCCUUCUGUCCCAGGAACACUCCCACAAUUUCUUGCAGAACCAAAUGAUGCCUACAUUGUCAAAAGCAACCCCAUUAAGCUCCACUGUCGAGCAAUGCCAGCUAUGCAGAUUUUCUUCAAGUGCAACGGGGAAUGGGUUCACCAAAAUGAGCACAUGUCUGAAGAGAGCAUCGACGAGGGUACUGGACUGAAGAUCCGAGAGGUAAUGAUUAAUGUGUCCAGGCAACAGGUGGAAGAUUUCCAUGGCCCAGAAGACUACUGGUGCCAGUGUGUGGCAUGGAGCCACCUUGGAACCUCCAAGAGCCGCAAAGCCACAGUUCGCAUUGCGUAUUUACGGAAAAACUUUGAGCAAGACCCACAGGGCCGAGAGGUACCUAUUGAGGGGAUGAUUGUGUUGCACUGCCGGCCUCCAGAAGGAGUUCCCAUGGCUGAGGUUGAAUGGUUGAAAAAUGAAGAACCUGUGACUGCCCUCAACGAUGAUAACAUUGACACUCGAGCCAAUCAUAAUCUCAUCAUUAAGCAGGCCCGCUUGUCAGAUUCUGGUAAUUACACCUGCCUAGCCAGCAACAUUGUGGCCAAGCGGAGGAGUGCAUCAGCCACUGUUGUGGUCUAUGUGAAUGGUGGAUGGUCCUUGUGGACUGAGUGGUCUGCCUGUAACGUGAGAUGCGGCCGAGGAUGGCAGAAACGGUCACGGACCUGCACAAAUCCAGCUCCCCUCAAUGGAGGAGCAUUCUGUGAGGGGACGUCUGUGCAGAAGAUCACCUGUUCAUCAGUGUGCCCAGUUGAUGGAAGCUGGGAUGUUUGGAGCGAGUGGUCCCUUUGCAGCCCUGAAUGUGAACGUCAGAGGAGCCGAGAAUGUAAUGCACCUUCACCAAGACAUGGGGGCAAAUUCUGCGAAGGGCCUAGUCAGGAGACGGAAAACUGCACUGAGGGACUGUGCACUCAGAACCGAAAACUCCUGCACAAGGUGAAGCCUCCAACCAUAGACAGUGCCAGUGACGUGGCCCUUUAUGCAGGUCUGGCCGCUGGAGUCAUCGCUGUGGCAGUCUUGGUCAUUGCGGUCACUGUGUAUAGGAAGAGCCAGAGUGAAUACGGUGUGGAUGUCAUUGACUCCUCUGCCCUGACUGGUGGCUUCCAGUCCUUCAACUUCAAAACAGCUCGACAAGGAAAUUCCCUCUUAUUAAACUCAUCCAUGCAGCCUGACCUGACGGUGAGCAGGACAUACAGUGGACCCAUCUGCUUUCAGGAUCCAUUGGACAAGGAAUUGAUGUCUGAAUCCGCCUUAUUUGACCCUCUACCUGACAUUAAAGUCAAAGUUCAAAGUUCAUUCAUGGUGUCCCUCAGUGUGGCAGACAGAGCAGAGUAUCAUGUCAAGGCACAGCCGGACACUUACCCUAGGGGCAUCAGCAGAGACUAUAACACCCUAAACAACAGGAAUAAAAGCCUUUUGCCUCCAGGUCUUUCAAAUGUGACGCUCAAGCCUGAGCUUAGGACUGUGGGAAUUUUUGGCCAUCUUGGAGGACGACUUGUGGUCCCCAAUACUGGUGUUAGUCUGUUAGUACCCCAUGGUGCCAUUAUGGAGGAUACUUCUUGGGAGAUGUACAUGAUCGUCAAUCAACAGGAGUCCAGUGUCCCCACUGAAGGAAGUUCUGAGAUUCUGCUGGGUCCUGAAGCAACCUAUGGUCCCCCAGGUCUGACCCUGUCCAGCCCUUUAGCUUUGACGAUAGCUCACUGCGCAGAGGUCAGCUCAGAGCACUGGAAUAUUCAUCUUCGUCGACAGACCACUGAGGGCAAGUGGGAGGAAGUGAUGUCAACUGAUGAAGAGAGUACUUCCUGUUACUGCCUUACUGACUCUCACUGCUGCCACCUGCUGCUGGAACAGCCUGGCACCUAUGCCCUGAUUGGUGAGCCACUGACUGAGUCUGCAGUGAAGAGGCUAAAACUGGCUAUUUUUGGGAGCAUGUCCUGCAAUGCGCUGGACUACAGUGUGCGGGUCUAUUGUGUGGACGAUACUCCCCACGCCUUUCAGGGAGUUGUAGCAGCUGAAAAGAGCAAAGGGGGUCAACUACUGGAGGAACCAAAGACGCUGCUGUUUAAAGGAAACAGUUUUAACCUCCAGGUGUCUAUCCAAGAUGUUCCACAGUUUCUGUGGAAUAUUAAACCCUUCACAACAUGUCAGGAAUUCCCCUUUUCUGAAGUGUGGUGCAGCAAUCAGAAACCCCUGCACUGUGCCUUUUCUCUGGAGCGCUACAGCCCCUCCACCACACAGCUCUCGUGUAAGAUCAGUGUCCGGCAAGUGAAGGGCCACGAGCAGAUCCUUCAGGUCUAUGCGUCUGUAGUCGAGAAUGAAAAGGAACUUAUUCCAUUCUUCACCCAGGCGGACUGCACUGUGACCUCACAGACAGGGCCCAAGGCCUUCAAAAUCCCAUAUUCCAUCCGACAGAGAAUUUGCGCUACCUUUGACACAGCAAACGCCAAAGGCAAAGACUGGCAGCUGUUAGCAAAGAAGCUCAACAUCGAAAGAAACCUACCAUAUUUUGCCAAACAGAAGAGCCCAUCAGCUGUCAUCCUGAACUUAUGGGAGGCACGCCAUCAGGACAACGGUGAUCUGGACUCAUUGGCAAGUGCACUGGAAGAGAUCGGAAAAAUCCAUGCCAAAAGCCCCAACAGCACUGAAGAUCUGACAGAAGAUUGCAGCUAAGGUGUUUCCAUCCAUGGUGGAAAGAAGAAGAACAAAAUGAGGACGAACAAGCAGAGAUUUGCUGUCUGUUAACUUCUGCUACAUCCAGGUCUAGCUGCAGUAGACGAAGAGAGGGAAAGAAACAACACUUGAGAGGUUGAAGGUGGAAAAAGGAAGUGGUGGCAGCUGGCUGGUUUGUGGCCAGGGCAGUCUGGCAGGAUCCUAGCUACCGGACAGACUGACUGUGGCACUCCGUGAGACAGAGAAAGGACUAACAAUGUUUUCUCAUUUCAACUCCUGUCUCUGGGGUCCAAAGUUGAGGCCUCAGUACUCGGGAAAGCUUUUCUUUUACUGACUUCACAUCUUUUGUUUUCAUUUUUUUCUUUCUUAUAAGGGACAGCUACUUCCUUCUACUAAGCUUCAGUCAUAUUUUAAGUAUUAGUAUGAACAGGUAUUUCCUGUGUUUAAUGUCGCAGUCACCAAGACAAGUGUUCCUUUAAUGCUAUUUUGCUGCCAGUUAAGGACGUCAAUUCAUAUGGCCUUGUAGAAUGGCCUGUCAGAUACUAAUCUACCCUUUAAGCUCCACACCCUUGGAAUUUGAAAAUCUUUAUCGGUGACAUUUACAGACAACAACCAAGAUUUCAGGUGUUACAUCUCCUGCCAGGAGCAAAUGACUGAAAAUGACAAAUUAAGAAUAAAGAAUCAUAUUGGACUGUU
This is a messenger RNA of Polypterus senegalus (gray bichir), 3685 nucleotides long. RefSeq names its product unc-5 netrin receptor Db (gene unc5db). The record is from RefSeq and is a predicted model, not a curated record. Gene Ontology annotation, biological process: netrin-activated signaling pathway. Gene Ontology annotation, molecular function: netrin receptor activity; protein binding. Bases 170 to 2989 code for a protein of 939 amino acids. Gene Ontology annotation, cellular component: membrane. The transcript has 17 exons. Lineage: Eukaryota; Metazoa; Chordata; Cladistia; Polypteriformes; Polypteridae.